GGGGCGCGGGGAGGGCUGGCGCGGAGCUCUGACCUCCUUCCCGGGGUUCUAGGCCGGCGCGUGACCCCUGCCGUCCGGGGCGGCUCUGACCUCUGACCUCCGCCCUUUGGCCCGAGGGUCCCGGGGAGAGCGGAGGUGGAAGCGCAGCUGCAUCCGGGCACCGAUGCCCCGGUUGGCACCGCCCUGGCUUCUCCCCCCGCACCCUUUAAGCCUCCUCACGGUCUGAUCCUGCAGAUCCGUUCGGGGGUGCGGAGGGGUGCGGUUGCCUCUCUAGCCCCCGGAAGUAAUGUGUGUCCUUUGGAACGGGUUGAAGGAAAAAUUAGCAUUCUUGAAAAGGGAAUACAGCAAGACGUUGGCCCGCCUUCAGCGUGCCCAAAGAGCUGAGAAGGUCAAGAAUUCUAUUCAGAAAACUGUGCAAGAACAAGACUCUUUGGUCCAGCAGGAAGACUCAGCACAGCUAACCCACUCAGAGCACAAAACUAAAGUAUCUUCGUGUGACACGUUACGCAUCGACACCCACCUCAGUGGAGAAACUGCAGAUGCUGAGCCUGAGUCUUCUGUCGCUGGACUCGGCCCAGUGGAAGGGCUCCAGGGACAGAGAAGAGACGACACCCAGGAACUCCUGGCCCUCGGGCUCCAUGGCUCUGACCGUGAGAAAAGGCAGAGGAAGCUGUCGGCGAGAAGGCAGCAGCAGGAGGGAGCACCUGUUUCACAAGAGGGAGGCUCUUGCUUUGACUCCGAUUCGCGCGUGCUCUCUGGAAAACGACUAAAAGAGCAAGAAGAUGCCAAGAGAGGGGACCCCGGAACCCCUGAAACCGGAAUCAGAAGUGGCCUUCCAAGGCCUGCGUCUGAUGUUCCAGAUUCUCGAGCGCCGGUUACAGAAACGAGCGGAGGGAGUGUGUUAACGUCCCCACCUGCCAAACCGCAGGGCGGCGUGGAUGCCCCCGUGACAGGAAGUUGCUGCUCCCCGGCGGCUCCGCUUCCUUGGCCCGCCCCAGCAGAGAGCGGUCACACUCAGUGCCUUCAACAUCAGCCUUCUGAAAGCGCCUCUGAACUUACUGCUCACGGUUUAGAAGACAUUAGCCCUACCUCACCUGUAACCACAGAGGCACACUACAAAAAAGAGGCUGUCUCUACAGGUGACCCAGAGAUAAAUAAAGCUUCAGGUGCAAGCGGCCGGCUGCCUACAAGCCCUAACUUAGAGGCAGAUGAUGUACGUCCUGUAGAUGAACUCUCUUAUGAUACCUUACUGGCAAAUAAUGACCAACACCUAAAAGAACAGAACUGCACAGAGAAGUGUCCAGAAUCCUCCACUAAUGCUCCUGACGGCAGAACUGAAAGUCUUCAGGAAGAUGAAGGUCUCAGUCGAGCUGAGAGUCUUGGCCUGGAAGGAGUCUCUCCUGUUCCUACAGGAAACCAAACACAUUCUUGCACAGCACUCGAAGGCCUUCUUUUCCCAGCAGAAUAUUACAUUAGAAUAACACGACGCAUGUCAAGUUUCCAGAGGAAGGGAGCCCUGGAGGCUGUCAUUCAGAGUCAUUUGGGUGUCAAAAAGAAAGGGUUUAAAAAUGCAAAUAAGGAAGCUGCUACAAAUGUGAACUUGUCCAAUGGAGACGCUAACCAAAGCGAAAUUAGGAUGUCUGAUCCAUCCCCACGACGGCCAAGUUCAAGUCCUUUUCAGAAACUUCCCUCAGCAACUGAGAUCAGCUCUCCCGCUGGGCCCCCUAAAAAUGACUUCUUUGAGAAGGCGGUUACCCAGCCAUCUGGUAGGAGACGCAGAGGAAAAAGGAAGUCAGUCCGUACCCCUACAUUAGAUCAUCAGGGACCACUUUUGCACUCUUCUGGGACAUCAGGUGCUAAUAGGCCCAAGCGAGACGUCGCUGUGCACAAAGAUCAGGAUGAAAAAGCAAUUGUCCAUGGAAAGGAAAUUCGCCGUCAAAAAGCGGACCCCCUUCCUUCCAGCGAUCAUGCUGCAUCAGCUUCGGAUGGUGACGAUUUCAGUGUUCCGUCUCCUAAGGAUGCAGUGCUAAGGUCGAAGCAGCUGUUGUCUUUCCUGAAAAUCACAGACUUUCAGUUACCCGAUGAGGACUUCGGACCUCUUAAGCUCAAUAAGCUGCAGCGCUGCUCAGAGGGGCCGAUAGAGCCUCUGCGAUGCAGGAUGGCCGGAAGACGGCAGCGCAGAGCGGGGCGGUGCCCGGCGGCGGAGGGGCUGGCCCCUGAACAGAUCGGUCUGGACACGGGGCACUGCGAGGAGGGCCCGGCUGCUCUGCCGGUACAAGCGCACCCCAAAGUGCCAGGGUGCACACGCCAAGCUCAGGAGGGCCUGUCCUCGUCCAUGGUACUGCUCACGCCCGUCAGUACCAUCACGCCCGGUGAGGACAACAGGCCGGCGGCAGACGCGUGUUCCCCCGCCUUCCCCAUCUUAGGCACUACCCCAGCCCCUGGCUCCCAGGCACACUGUGUCACCGUGGCAGCAGACGUGGCUGGGAACUCCCGCUCCACACCCCCGCUUUCUCACUCGAGAGCCACAGUCAGCCUCGCUGGUGACUGUAGACAGUGUGACACUCGCACCAGCCCACUAAAAUUAGAGAGCAGCCUGCACGCGCCAGGACGGCCUUCCUGUGACUGUGCUUCUGGGCCCCGAGCAACACUGCCGCCCAUUGAGUCGCUCACUUUCAAAGACAGUCAGUGCUCCAGACACGCGCACCCGGAACCAUGGCAGCAUUCUGUCCAACAGCCUGGCAUAGCAGACAUUCCUGCCUGUGACAGCGUAGUCCCGGGCGACCUGCAACUGGUUUCAAGGUUAAAGGACCCGUCAGCUCCCUGUGCCGUGGACGUGAGUGCCCUGUGGUGGGAUGUGGCUGGUCUCAAAGAGCCGUGUAUCGUAACUGCUUGUGAAUACGCAGUUUCUCUCUGGAAACCUCUGGAUACUUGGCAGUGGGAAAAAAUCUAUUCCUGGCAUUUCACAGAGGUUCCGGUGUUACAGAUCGUUCCCGUGCCCGACGUUUGCGACCUCGUGUGUGUGGCUUUGGGGAAUCUGGAAAUCCAAGAAAUCAGGGCGUUACUUUGUCCCUCGGAUGGCGAAAGCGGAAAGCAGGUGCUCCUGAGCUCUGGGCACAUACAAGCCGUGCUCGGCUUGACCAAGAGGAGGCUCGCCAGCAGCCGUGGGACGCUCUGUGAUCAGCAGGUCGAAGUCAUGACAUUCGCGGAGGACGGAGGAAGCAAAGAAAAACGGUUUUUGAUGCCCCCCGAAGAGACUAUACUAACUUUCGUCGAGGUUCAAGGGAUGCAGGACGCCCUGCUCAGCACCACCGUAACGAACAGCAUUGUCAUUUGGAAUUUAAAAACGGGUCAGCUCCUGAAAAAGAUGCACAUUGGCGAUUCCUACCAAGCUUCCGUCUGUCACAAAGCCUAUUCGGAAAUGGGGCUCCUGUUUGUCGUCCUGAGUCAUCCCUGUGCCAAAGAGAGUGAGCCGUCGGGGAGCCCUGUGUUUCAGCUGAUUGCGAUUAACCCUAAGACGACCUUGAAUGUGGGUGUGAUGCUCUACUGUCUUCCUCGAGGGCAGACUGGAAGGUUCCUGGAAGGCGACGUGAGGGACAGUUCUGCAGCGGCGGUGUUGACUUCUGGCACGGUCGCCGUGUGGAACUUACUUCUGGGUCAUUGCGCUGUUCUUCCGCCCGUCUCUGGCCAGAGCUGGUCUUUUGUAAAAUGGUCAGGAACACAUUCUCAUUUGCUGGCUGGACGAAAAGAUGGAAGCAUAUUUGUGUAUUUGGUAAGUUAGGGGAGGCAGAAACGCAGUGUUCUGGACGUGUUUGGCCGCCUGGCACUUCCUGGGGCUGUAACUAUACAGGAAACUCUCUGCCUGACAUUCAGAAUAAUGGCUUGUGUUCAUUCAUUCAGACCUUUUAUUCUGGUGGUGGUGACACUUCUGAUCUUUCACGUUCAUUUGUACUUGGGGGAAGGACUUUAGGGUGAUUUUUGUAAUUCAUCUGCACAUUCGCUUUUAAAAGUGUACAUAAAGCUUCAAAUGUGAAUAAAUAUUUAUUUUGAUACA
Messenger RNA from Pteropus alecto (black flying fox), 4054 nucleotides. It is a transcript of the gene PALB2, whose product is annotated as partner and localizer of BRCA2. The transcript has 13 exons. Bases 287 to 3781 code for a protein of 1164 amino acids. Gene Ontology annotation, molecular function: DNA binding; protein binding. The record is from RefSeq and is a predicted model, not a curated record. NCBI's taxonomy places the organism in Eukaryota, Metazoa, Chordata, Mammalia, Chiroptera, Pteropodidae. Gene Ontology annotation, biological process: double-strand break repair via homologous recombination. Gene Ontology annotation, cellular component: nucleoplasm.